UCGGCGGCCGCCGUCGUGUGUCGCUGUUGGCCGGGCGCUGUCGGAGGGGUUCGACACGAGCGGAGCCACCAUGAGCCGCAGCUACAACGAUGAGUUGCAGUACUUGGACAAGAUCGACAAGAACUGCUGGCGGAUCAAGAAGGGCUUCGUGCCCAACAUGCAUGUGGAGGGAGUUUUCUACGUGAACGACCCGCUGGAGAAGCUGAUGUUCGAGGAGCUGCGCAAUGCCUGCCGCGGCGGAGGUGCGGGUGGCUUUUUGCCUGCUAUGAAACAGAUUGGGAAUGUGGCUGCAUUGCCUGGUAUCGUUCAUAGAUCCAUAGGUCUCCCAGAUGUCCACUCUGGCUAUGGCUUUGCCAUUGGCAACAUGGCAGCCUUUGAUAUGAAUGAUCCUGAAGCAGUGGUGUCACCAGGUGGUGUCGGAUUCGACAUCAACUGCGGUGUCCGCUUACUGCGUACAAAUUUGGAUGAAAGUGAUGUGCAGCCUGUGAAGGAGCAGCUCGCCCAGGCUAUGUUUGACCACAUUCCUGUCGGUGUUGGUUCAAAGGGUGUCAUCCCCAUGAACGCCAAGGAUUUGGAAGAGGCUCUAGAGAUGGGUGUAGACUGGUCUCUCCGGGAAGGCUAUGCCUGGGCAGAGGACAAGGAACACUGUGAGGAGUAUGGAAGAAUGCUGCAGGCUGAUCCCAACAAAGUCUCUUCGAGAGCAAAGAAGAGGGGCCUGCCUCAGCUGGGGACCCUGGGAGCAGGAAAUCACUAUGCUGAGAUCCAGGUUGUGGAUGACAUUUACAAUGAAUAUGCUGCCAGGAAGAUGGGCAUCGACCACAAAGGACAGGUUUGCGUCAUGAUCCAUAGUGGCAGCAGAGGUUUGGGCCAUCAGGUUGCCACAGAUGCAUUGGUGGCUAUGGAAAAAGCUAUGAAACGGGACAAAAUCAUAGUGAACGAUCGCCAGCUAGCGUGUGCCAGGAUUGCCUCUGUGGAGGGACAGGAUUACUUGAAGGGAAUGGCAGCUGCUGGAAACUAUGCGUGGGUCAACCGCUCUUCUAUGACUUUCUUAACAAGACAGGCUUUUGCCAAAGUCUUCAACACAACCCCAGAUGACCUCGAUAUGCACGUUAUCUACGAUGUGUCUCACAACAUUGCCAAAGUGGAGCAACACGUAGUGGACGGGAAGGAAAGGACUCUACUGGUGCACAGAAAAGGAUCAACCAGAGCCUUCCCUCCUCACCAUCCUCUUAUUGCUGUUGAUUAUCAACUGACUGGACAGCCUGUUCUGAUUGGUGGGACUAUGGGCACGUGUAGCUACGUUCUUACUGGCACAGAGCAAGGCAUGACUGAGACGUUCGGAACUACUUGCCACGGAGCUGGUCGUGCACUGUCUCGAGCCAAAUCUCGACGUAACUUGGACUUCCAGGAUGUACUGGACAAACUGGCUGACAUGGGCAUUGCCAUCCGUGUUGCUUCUCCCAAACUGGUCAUGGAAGAAGCACCUGAGUCUUACAAGAAUGUGACAGAUGUCGUUAAUACCUGCCAUGCAGCUGGCAUCAGCAAGAAAGCCAUUAAGUUGAGACCUAUUGCUGUUAUAAAAGGCUAGGAAUUGACACAGCAGCAGAAACCCACCAACAUCUGUAGGCCUUCUGCAAAACGUCUGCAAAAUCAUCAUCUUCCCAUACAUUUGGACUCAAUAAUCUACUCAGAUAUUACAUCACUGUUAUGGAAACACAGCAGUUGAGGAUGCCCCUAUUUUUAACCACAUCUAGACAUAAAUAAUGGCUCCAGCUCCUUGUUAUGUGGUGUUCUUUUCUUAUGGAAAGGGUAAAGAAAUCAGUCUUGUUUUGUAUGCAGUUUCUCCCCCCAUUUGGAUGGUUGUUCCGAAGGCAGAACUUCUGACUUUCCUGAGCUCCACUAAUUACUGUGCUGCAAGACCACCACCAUCAGCAAAGGUGACAUAUGAGCCAGACCUCCCAUCUCUGCACCUGAGUGCCUGGAGCUCUUUCCAUGUGCAGAAGUACCCUGAUAGGCAGGGUAUAGCACCUCUGGGCAGGGAGAGGUCUCUCUGUUUGCAGAUAUCUAUAUUGCUGCAUGUUUUCUGGCAGUUGAAUAAAAAAUACAGUUGGGAGUGGUCUCCCACUUGGGCUGAGAGGGACUAGCUAGGCUUGAGGCGCAGUCUUCUUCUCUCCCCCCACUCUCUACCAUGUACCACAGCACGUGAUGUGCUUGGCUGUGUCCAAGUGGGGGUCUGCAGUAUUGUGUAUAUGCUGGUAGAAAUGUUAUUUUGAAAGGUCUUGUUUGCCCAAUAAAAUUGCAAUUUCACAGCUUAGAGAUCCAGUGUUUUGAAAAGUCCUAAGUGUGUGAAAGUUGGGUUGGAUAGUGUUAUUCACUGUGUCCAGCAACUGAUUGAAAUGAGUCCAGUUGCAGAGUCAGGCCCAGUAGGAUGAGACUGCUUUCAGCUGAUGUUUUUUCUUUAAUUAAAUAAAGCUGGAGUGGGAGCUGACCAUCCCCACUAGAUCAUAUUGGAUAUUAUAAAUAAAAUGGGAAGAUGGAUA
Molecule: messenger RNA, 2540 nt
Organism: Centrocercus urophasianus (Greater sage-grouse)
Lineage: Eukaryota; Metazoa; Chordata; Aves; Galliformes; Phasianidae
Gene: RTCB
Product: RNA 2',3'-cyclic phosphate and 5'-OH ligase
Exons: 12
Coding region: 71-1588 (505 amino acids)
Biological process (GO): tRNA splicing, via endonucleolytic cleavage and ligation
Cellular component (GO): nucleus; tRNA-splicing ligase complex
Molecular function (GO): RNA ligase (ATP) activity
Source: RefSeq, a predicted model, not a curated record